AUGUGCGCUGCUAGACUCGGGAAUGUGGCUCUGAGCGUGGCCUCGCUGCUCCACCUGCUCGCUCACUCCCCGCUCGGCUCGCUGGCAGCUCCGGACCUCAAACGGCAGCAGUUCGUGCUGGUCGGCGGCCAGCUGAAGCUCACUGACGCCGACGACCUCAGGAUCUCCGAGCCCAGAGGAUGUGGCGAUGGCGGAGGACCAGCCAAAUCUAUUGGUCAAUCCGAGCACAUAAUCUCAGCUUACGAUAUUACGCCAUCUAUCUACUACCCCUUCCAACUACAGGGCUGGAAGGAUCAUCACAACAACAGUACUGGAGUUGGUGCAAAUAGCGAACCUACUGAAGAUAAUAUUCCCACAGAACAAGACGCGCUUAGAACGAGAUCUAGAAGAAUUAUGAAAUCUCCAUUAAGGCUCACCUUUUAA
Molecule: messenger RNA, 423 nt
Organism: Nezara viridula (southern green stink bug)
Lineage: Eukaryota; Metazoa; Arthropoda; Insecta; Hemiptera; Pentatomidae
Source: the annotation of a GenBank genome assembly